GUGUCUUCACAAAGGCAUAUAGUGUGAGGGCAGUUACCUUCAAAGCCGCAGUCGGCUUUGCCCCUACCUGUGGAAAGGUGACUCGGUGGGCUGUAACUCCCAAAUCAUGGCCUCCUGGCCAUGGUGAUCUGGGUGACCUACAUUCUUUCGUUGCUUGGAGAACGGGAAAUGCCAGGUUUAGUGAUAUCUCUUCUUUAAAAAAAAUGGAAGAGCUGAGUAAGAUUGUUCAUCACUGUCCUAUAGAAUCUUCAAACAACACAAGCUACUUACCAUCAAAAUGCUCUUCUUCAGAGAAGAGACAAGCCCUUGCCUAUUUCUUUGCAAACCCACACUAUGGCAGCAUCAUUAAUGCAGACGGCCAUGCAGAAGUGUGGACAGAUUGGAAUAGUGUGUCCAAGUUUUUCCAGUAUGGAUGGAGAUGUACCACUAAUGAGAAUGCCUAUUCAAACCGUACCCUGAUGGGCAACUGGAACCAGGAAAAAUUUGACCUGAGGAAUAUCGUGCAACCCAAACCUUUGCCUUCCCAGUUUGGACACUACCUUGAAACAACCUAUGAUACAAGCUAUAACAAAAAAAUGCCACUUUCAACACAUAGAUUUAAGCGAGAGCCUCACUCCUUCCCAGGACAUCAACCUGAGCUGGACCCUCCUAGAUACAAAUGCACAGAAAAGUCAACUUAUAUGACAAGUUACUCAGACCCUCAAAUUGGGCAUCACUCUGCACGUGUGUGGAAUCCUAAUAACUGCCCAUUUCAGGGGCCAGGAUUCUAAGGAAGACCAUCACAGAAACCUCCUCAUCAAACAAAGCUGACAGGUGUGUAAAGCAGUGGUUCUCAACCAGGAGCAAUUUUGUCCUUCAGGAGACAGUUGGCAAAUGUCUAGAGACAUUUUUGAUUGUUACAAAGCUGGUGUGUGUACUACAUCCAGUGGGCAAAUGCCAGGGGUGCUACUAAACAUCCUACAACGCACAGAGGAGCCCCCACCUCAAAGGAUUAUCCGGCCCCAAAUAUCGCCAAUGCCAUAUUGAGAAAGUCUAUUGUAAACUGAGAGCUCGUUGUUGCUUUGAUUUGCAUUGCACUACCAAUGAUUUUCAGCAUUUCUUUGCACGCACGUGCCUUAUUGGUUCCCACUUCUGUAAAUUUCCUAUGUACAGUCUUUGUCCACUUUUUGUUUUUAUUGGAGGAGCUGUCCGUUUCUUGGUUUGCAGGGGUCCUUUGUAUAUUCCUGCUACUAAUGCCAUUGAUCUCAUAAUUUUUAGAGAUUACAUACAUUUCCCUUUCUGUCAGCUUCUGUGGAGGACUACAGGUGGCCACAAAUUCCUUGACACUCCUCUCAUCAAAAUGUGGUAGUCUAGGCCCCUUCCUUUUAAAUAUAAACAGACUCUGCGAUUGUUUUGACCCAAACAAACGCACGGCAGAAGUAACACCAUGCAGCUUUCUAGGCCCAGGCCUUAAGAAACUGGCAGCUUGCACUUCCUGUCUUGUGGAAUACUCCUUCCUGGAGCCCUGAAGUCCAAUCACCUGAUGGAAACAUCCUACAGAGAGGCCCUGAGACUACAAAGAGAGGGAAAGGGGCCCAGCUGAGUCCAGCCUUCUAACCGUCUUUACCAAAGCAUCAGGAAGGAGGGCUAAGCCAUCUUAAAGCCUGAAUACCACCAACUGACCCCAGUCAAGGUCAUGAGGAGCUCAAGAAUUGCCCAGCUGAGCCCUGUGCUGUAAAUAGUAAGGUCUAAUAAAUUAUUGUUAAGCUACUAA
This is a messenger RNA of Hyaena hyaena (striped hyena), 1753 nucleotides long. It is a transcript of the gene CFAP68, whose product is annotated as chromosome unknown C11orf1 homolog. NCBI's taxonomy places the organism in Eukaryota, Metazoa, Chordata, Mammalia, Carnivora, Hyaenidae. The record is from RefSeq and is a predicted model, not a curated record. Gene Ontology annotation, cellular component: nucleus. The transcript is spliced from 5 exons. Bases 204 to 770 code for a protein of 188 amino acids.